This is a messenger RNA of Podarcis lilfordi (Lilford's wall lizard), 12233 nucleotides long. Lineage: Eukaryota; Metazoa; Chordata; Lepidosauria; Squamata; Lacertidae. The record is from the annotation of a GenBank genome assembly.
UGUUGCACUGGCACCUAUAGCACUGUGUUUAGGGGUAAAUUUGGGGGGGGGGGGAGUCAUGUGCUGUAAUGUUACGGCAUGUCCACAGACAUUGACAACAACCAAAAUGAAUAGUUUCUGGUGAAUUUUCCUUAAAUCGUCUUGUCUCAAUUAUAUUUUUAGGGUUUAUCAUUGCAAUGGUGAACUAGAUACUGCAGUUUUUGGUUGUGGUGACCUGCUAUUAAUUAUAAUUAGUUAAAGUUGUUUCUAUAUGUAACAACAGCAGCUAAGAUUGUGUAUGUGCAGAAAUGGACGGAAAAAGAAGUUCCAAGAAUAUAAUUUUAAAAAUAGUUAUAACCGCUCGAGCUUCUGGGUAGGUAACCUCAAUGGCUUGUAAAAAGAACCCAGCUUUGGCAGAGGCCACUGUGACUUCAGAGCCAGCCCAUAAUAGACCUUCCAGCAGAUGGAACCUGGGCUCUGUUCCGGCACCUCGGACGUCGAAGAGGUCAGCUCAAGCCCUGCUGUUUCAGAGGACUGGCAACUGGAUGGCGUCUCUUCUCCCUAGUGAACUUUGAAGCACGAGAAGUCAUUUUCUCCCCACCCCAGGUGAAUGCAACCAAAAAAGCUGGCCAGAGUGAUUUGUUGGAGGGAGGAAACGCAUUGCAGGUGGGGCUGGAGUAAAUGGCCUUUGGGUCCCUUCCAGCCCCACGGGAGUCAAAGCGGUGCUGGGACUUGGGGAGGAGGAAGCUGAGAGGGAAGGAGCAAGGAGGAGAUGUUAUGCACUGAAGUUCUCACCCUGGGCCAGCAGGGGGAUACUGUAGAUAGUUAUGCAAAUAAGGGAUCGAAAGUGGCUUUCAGUGAUUGGAUAGUUUUAGAAAAUUGUUACAGUUACGUUGUACUGGAGCUCUAUAUAAGCAGGAUGACUGAACCCUUCAGCCCAGUUCUGUUUUGGCCUGUGAAUAAACAAGAGCUGUUUGAAGAAUCGCUGCGUCGUCUGAUAUGUUCACCCACAACUUAACAGGAGACAUCUGGGUUGAGCUGGUCUGGCAGCACCAUGAUAAAGAGGAACGGAUUUAGACGGGGGAGAUUCAAUUCCAUCUCUGGCCAAAAUGCUCGCCUUGUGUGUCACCUGGGUAAGUUACUCAUUCUCUGCCCAACCUCCCUCCUAGGGAGAAGAGUUCAGGGUAGCUCAGAUGAGGCCUCGACCGACGGAAGGCUGUAGGGACGGCUAGCAGGGACAGAUAGGAGUUGUUAUCUGUGGGGUAGCGUCAGAGGAAAGUUCUUCUCCUUCGCUCAUAGAAUCAGGGAAUUGUGAGUCGGAAGGGACUUUGAGGGUCAUCUAGUCCAACCCCGGCAAUGCAGGAAUCUCAGCUAAAGCAUCCGUGACAGAGGGCCAUCCUGUCAUGGUCCGGUUCACAGGCGAUUGAAGUCCCGGCUGGGGACGUUGGGACCGGGGGCAAGAUGGCGGGGUGGGAGCAGGAACAGGAGUCCAGAAGCCAAGAGUCCGAGGGUCAGAAAGCAAGGAGUCACGAAGUCAGGGGUCCAAGGAGCAAGGAGUCACGAAGUCAGGGGUCCAGGGAGCAAGGAGUCAAAACACAGGAAGGCAGGGAACGUGUUGCUGUGGCAAAGAGCUGAAGGGAAAUGCUGACCUUAUAUCCCUUCCCGGCUCUUGCCACCAGGUGCUGUGAGUUACCAAUUGGCCUCACCUGUGAGGCCGCACCUUGCGUCUUCAGCACAAACUUAGGAAGGCCCCAGUCUUUAACAAAUGUUAAAUGGAACAUUUUCUUCUUUUCGUUGCAUAUCAUUUCCCAAAAUUUUUUAAUUACCUUACAAUCCCACCACAUAUGAUAAAAUGUCCCCUCCUUUUCCUUACACUUCCAACAUAUAUUUGAACUAGUUUUGUACAUUUUCCCUAACUGCACUGGUGUUGUGUACCAUCUGUACAUCAUCUUUAUGUAAUUCUCCUUCAAUAGGGAACAAUCUGUAAAUUUUAAGUCAGUUUUCCAUAAUUUUUCCCAAUCUUCCAUCAUAAUAGUGUGACCUACAUCUUGUGCCCAUUUAAUCAUAACUGAUUUUACCUCCUCAUCUUUCAUCUCCCAUUCUAAUAGUAUGCUGUAUGCAGUCUUCAGUAGUUUCACUUUCCCUUCAGUCACUUCCGUUUGAAACCUAGAUCUAGUAUAAAUAAAUCCUUUCUUGCAGCAGAGCCCAAGACUCUUAAUCUCAGGGCCGUGGGCUUGAGCUCCACGUCCAGCAAAAGUUUUCUGCACUGGAUGAGCCUCGUGGUUCCUUCCAAUGCUACAGUUUUAUGCAAGAAGGAAGGAAGGAAGGAAGGAAGGGCAGAGAGAACAGAUUGCAGAUCAGGCUGCUGCUUAAUUGCCUUGUUACCCUUUAACCAGGCAUCGGUCAGGGCUGUCAGGUGGAGACAGGCUACGAAGGGGAGGACAGUGACUCGCUUCAGAGUGUGCCACCAGGAGUUAUGACAUCUGCCUUCCCAACAGGGACUGAAUCUCUUGCCUGUCGGCGACCAAGAUGCUGAAGAAAAUCAUCGGCUGGCUGACGAUCCGAAAUGAAACCAUCCGGCAGGGACUGGCAGAGGCUUUGUCCACCUUCAUCCUGAUGGUGAGCAGGUCAGGGGUGGAGGGUGCUGGGGUCAUUCGGGGAGGGGGAGAGGGUGGCAAAGGCUGGGGCAUGCACCCCCCCUUCUUGUUCCUGAAAAGGUGAUGUGUGUGGAUGAGGAAAGAGACAGGAAGGGGACCCAGUCUGCAUCAGAAGCAGAAUUCAUCAAGUUUGCAAAACAUUAGCGGAACCAAAACAGGCACCCCUCAAAAUGUGCACAUAUCUAAAUUUUGAGAUACUAUUCUCCAAUCUGUCAGUGUGUGUGCAAAAAUGCAUCUGUUAGGUCUGAUCCUGCCUCGGGGCUCUUCUGAACACUGCAGUGUUGUGUGUGCCAAUUAUAUCUUUAAAGCACAUUCAAAGAACAUUCCCCUCCGCUCAAAGAAUUCUGGAUACAGUGGUACCUUGGGUUAAAAACUUAAUUUGUUCUGGAGGUCCGUCCUUAACCUGAAACUGUUCUUAACCUGAAGCACCACUUUAGUUAAUAGGGCCUCCUGCUGCCGCUGCCACGCGAUUUCUGUUCUCAUCCUGAAGCAAAGUUCUUAACCCAAGGUACUAUUUCUGGGUUAGCGGAGUCUGUAACCUGAAGCAUCUGUAACCCGAGGUACCGCUGUACUGUAGUUUGUUAAAGGUUGCUGAGAACUGUCACUUUGUGAGGGGCAAACUACAGGGCCCAGAAUUCUUUGAGGGAAAGGAUAGGCUUCAAAGGUGCUUUAAAGGCAUACAGAGUCGGCAACAGUCAUCUCCACCCCUUGUUCUGGACACGAAGGAUCAAUGUCUCCCACACACAGGCUGUGACCCGCCGACCUGAGCACGGCUCAUUAACCAUGUUUAGUGAUCCACCUGAAGAUCAGCAAACCUUUCAUAUGCUAAACAGUAUAUUUGGAAUAGCAAACAACAACCCGACUCAAAGAUGAUAUUAUGGGAGAAAACGGGGGAGGACAUUUUGUACUGAACUUCAAUUUGCAUUAGGUAUCUGGUUGUAUUAAUUGGUUAUGGAUUGGAACCCAUUGUUUCAUGAUUUGGAGGAAGCAUUUGAUAAAAACACCAUUACGCCCAACUUAAUGAGGAACAUUUCUUCAAGAACAGCUCAUGCAAUGCUAUUUUUAUUUUUCUAAGCAUCUAACCGGCUAAAAAUAUAGUAUUAUUAUUGCAAGGGCUGUUUAAUCCAUUAUCAUCGCUAUUAAAUUCAGUAUUAGACACUUUGGGAUUAGGCAGGGAUAGUGGCAUUAGACUCUGGAAGCAAAAUAAUAUGCUUUUGACAUGGGAGACCACGAAGCUCAUUGGGUGACGUCGGGCCAGUCUCUCAGUCUUACGGGAGUGUUGUGGGGAUGAGGAAGAGAAGCAUGUCCACAGCCUUGAGCUCUUUGGAAGAAAUGGUGGUCUGUAAAUGCCAUACAUUGAUGUCAGCCGGGACAGCUCAGUGGGUUAGAGCUCUUCUUUGGUGAUCCCUCGUAGCUUCCAUGAACACGGUUUUAACAGUGAGUCCCUAAGUGACUGUGGAGGCCAAUUCUGGAUCCACACGUCCUUCCACAGUGGGGACAUAGGUUUCCGGGCAGGAAUUGAUCCUGGUGAGAGUUUGCCAAGCAUGUCUUCCUCUUAGUACGUUUCUUCCUUUUGUCCUGAGUUCGAGCAUCUUCAAAGCCCAUGACACCUUUGGUAAAGGCUGUUCUCCAACUGGAGCGCAGGCCAGUGUUUCCCAGUUAUCAGUGCUUAUACUACAUUUUUAAAGAUUUGCUUUGAGAGUGUCUUUAAACCUCUUCUGUUGACCACCAGUAUUUCACUUUCCUUUCUUACAUUGUGAAUAUAGUUGCUUUGGAAGGCAAUAAUCAGGCAUCAGUACAACUUGACCAGUCAAAUGAAGCUGAAGCUGAAGCUGAAAAUAAUAAUAAUAAUUAUUUAUUAUUUAUACCCCACCCAUCUGGCUGGGUUUCCCCAGCCCUCUGGGCGGCUUCCAACUGAAUAUUAAAAACAAUACAGCAUCAGACAUUAAAAACUUCCCUAAAGAGGGCUGCCUUCAGUUGUCUUUUAAAAGUAAAUUAGUUGUUUAUUGCCUUGACAUCUGCUGGGAGGGUGUUCCACAGGGUAGGCGCCACCACCGAGAAGGCCCUCUGCCUGGUUCCCUGUAACCUUACUUCUCGCAAUGAGGGAACCGCCAGAAGGCCCUCGGCGCUGGAUCUCAGUGUCCGGGCUGAAUGAUGGGGAUGGAGACGCUCCUUCAGGUAUACAGGACCGAGGCCGUUUAGGGCUUUAAAGGUCAGCACCAACACUUUGAAUUGUGCUCGUUUCAACACCAGUGAUCUUUGCACGGGUGAUGUUGUCCUGCUACCAUGACGAUGGAUACCUUGACACAUACGGGUCUCUCUUCUUCCCCCUUCCCCCACAGGUUAUUGGACAGGGCUCUGUUGCCCAGGUGGUAAUAGGAAAGAAUAGCUUUGGGGACUUUCUGAGCAGCAAUCUGGGAUUUGGAUUCGGUGUCAUGUUGGGAAUUCACGUAGCUGGUGGAAUCUCAGGUGAGUCUGGUAGAUAAUGUGCCUGGAAGAUCUCCCUUUUAAUAUCAACUGUGCGGUUUCAAUCCGUUUAGAUCUGGACAUAAAUUGCUUUAAUCCACCCCUUGCUAGUUUCUAAAAGGCUGAUUUCUAUAUUAUCUUAGUGCUUCUCCUUCUUUCCUUUUGCUGUUCCAGAGAGGUUCUGUGUUUCAUAACAUUUUCUGCCGGGAUGGUUUUACUGCAGGCUUCCCCAACCUGGUGCCCUUCAGAGGUUUUAGACUACAAAACCUAGCCCAGGAGAAAGUAGAUAGAGAAAAGUUUUUUGGGUUUUUUGUUUUUUAUUCAAAAUUAUAACAAGACAUAUUAUCCAAAAACAUAUUAUCCUUGUUUCCCCCCAUUUUUCCUCCCUCCCACCUCCCACACAAACCCACCCACCCACCCCCCUGACUUCUCUCAGUUCCAGUUUUUGGUUUCUCUGAGACUGCUGUUUUCUGCAUGUUACAAAGUUUUAUAGAUCCUCAAACUAUUUAUCUGAUUAUUAUCAAUAAAAAGUUUGUGAAUGUUUAUUCAAAACCUGCCAAGGAGUCCAGUUCGCUUUGUUGCGUCUUCAGAUACUUUGUAAAGGGUUCCCAUUCAUCCUUAAAGUCACAGUUAUCCUUGUCCCAUAGCUUAUAUGUCAGUUUUGCCAGUUCUGCAUAGUCCAUCAAUUUUUCUUGCCAUGAUUCUUUAGUUGGGAUUUCUUCAGUCUUCCAUCCUUGUGCUACCAGAUCUCUCGCAGCCAUUGUCGCAUACAUGAAGAUGUUUUUCAACUUUUUUGGCAGGUCUUUCCCUACAAUCCCCAACAAAAAUGCUUCGGGGUUUUUAACAAAUGUUAAAUGGAAAAUUUUCUUCAAUUCGUUGUAUAUCAUUUCCCAAAAAUUUUUAAUUACCUUACAAUCCCACCACAUAUGAUAAAAUGUCCCCUCCUUUUCCUUACACUUCCAACAUAUAUUUGAACUAGUUCUGUACAUUUUCCCUAACUGCACUGGUGUUGUGUACCAUCUGUACAUCAUCUUCAUGUAAUUCUCCUUCAAUAGGGAACAAUCUGUAAAUUUUAAGUCAGUUUUCCAUAAUUUAACCCAAUCUUCCAUCAUAACGUUGUGACCUACAUCUUGUGCCCAUUUAAUCAUAACUGAUUUUACCUCUUCGAGAAAAGUUUUUACCCCUCUUUCAUGGCGCUAGAACUCAUGGACAUUCAAGGAAGCUUGUUUGGGACAGAUAAAGGAAAGUGUGGAACUCUCUCCUGCAGGAGGCAGUGACGGCCACCAACAUAGAUGGCUCCAAGAGAGCAUUAGACAAGUUCAUGGAGGACAAGAGGGCAAUCGAUGGCUAUGUUGCAGGAAUGUAUGUAUAGGUUGGGGGGGUUGCCCCUCCAGCAGAUAUCAUGCACGUGCAACCCACUACCAAAACCAGCACAAUCACUUUUGUGACUUUUGUGAUUUGUCCCCACAAAACACUUCAUCACAGUUUCUUCCCAUCUAUUCAAAGGGCCUCUGCUGCACAAUACCAAAGGUAAAAAUUCCCUGAUAAAUGUGUCUCUGACCUGGCUCACAGGGAAAACUUCAGAAAUUCAUAUAGACAUGUGAGCUCAGCUACUCAGCCUGAGUGAUAAUUCCUGGCCUCCUAAUACCUGAGGGCCAGACAGGUAGCCAUUCCAGAAAUAACAAACCCAGAUGAAGACAAAAGGGCGUGAUUAACUUGGCUGGGAAACAGGGAAAUGUAAAUAUCUCUUUUGUUACACUUGAUGGGUGUUUGGUGGAGGGCAAGGAGAACCAUGGGGCAGGGUCCAGGAUGCUCAGAUUACUGCCGCCAGACCUCCCCUUUCAUGAUGUAACCAUGAUGUAACCAUGAUGUAGUUUGGGGGGGUGUAACAUGGGGAUUAGUAGCUAAUAAAAGUUUGGGGGCUCUUUUGUUUGGGGCUUCUAUCUUGUUCCACCUGGUGGCAGGUGGGAGUCCUGUCGCGACAGUCUUCAAUAAAGACCAAGCCUACUGGCUGUUGUUUUGCUCUGGUAUUCCUGGCUGGUGUCCUUGUUUUUUGUCCAAGGGAGCCCUCAGAUUUCUCCGUUAACAGCUACUAGUCAUGAUGGUUAUGUGCUGCCUCUACAGCUGGAGGAAGCAAUGCUUCUGAACAGCAGUUGCUGGAAACCGCAAGAAGAGUGUGCCCUUGCACUCAGGUCCUCCUGAUUUUGGGCUUCCCACAGGAGCACCUGAUUGGUCACUGUGAAAGAGGGUGCUGGACUAGAUGGGCAAGUGAUCCAGCAGGGUUCUUCUUACAUUCUUAGUCGUUUAUACAGCUGUAGACCCAAAGCACUAGAGGGCAUGAGCACUAGUGCCAACUCUAGGGGGCCUUGGGUGUCAGGGUACUCACAAUUUUUGUGUGUGGGUACUCAGCACCCACACCGUGGGGCUCCGACGCAACCUCCAAGCCCCUACAAAGUCUUGGAAGUGACUUUCAGUAGAAACCGGAAGUAGACAACGUCAUGAUGUCAUGUUACGUCGUGGUUGCCGUUGGGCACCCGUAACCUAGGCACAAGCUUGAGGAAAGCUGUUUUCAUCUUUGUGUGACAUCCUUGCUUUAUACUGAUUUCUGUAAAGGAUACGGAGAACUUCCACACACCGGAGAUCUAGAAACGUACAGAUUCAGCCUUGACACAACCUUGAGGUUAUCUCUACACUCACAGAACCACGGUUCUCAGGGUUGAGAAGCAAAUCCCAACCCCCACCCCAUAGAACAACUUCCAUAAUCUGGGGACCACCUUGCUGAGACUUGCCUCCAGCAGCUGAGGGUGUGGAAUGGAAGUGCGGAACUGGCUUGUUUUGCUUUUUUCCAUUGUUUUAUUUUUUAUUGAAAAUGUUCAGCAUACAAUACCAUAAAAAACAAACUAAUCUAAAUGAAAAGGAAAACAGCCAAAAAAGAGAAAGCUCUCCUUUUGCUUUCCCUUCAGUUAGCAUUUCCCUAUGUUGUGUUUUUAGCAAACGCUCUCAGAAUUGGUCUUUGUUGGGUCUUUGUUUUUGCAAAGAUAGCCCUUCUAAGAAUUGGCAAGGUGGAGGGGUGGCUUGCAAAUGCUAUUAUUGCUACUACUAUUACUAUGAUCAUCAUUUACUCUCGCAUUCCUGUCACUUUUUUUGCCUCUGGAAGGUGCUCACAUGAACGCAGCAAUUACAUUUGCAAACUGUGUCGUGGGGAAUCUGCCAUGGUACAAGCUUCCGGCGUAUGUGAUUGGCCAGUUUGUGGGAUCCUUCUUGGCUUCUGCUACGACGUUUUCACUGUAUUAUGGUAUGCUACUUCCCUUGACCCCCAACCCCUCACAAAGCCACUAGAAUAGCUGGGGAGAAAGAAGACCUGAUUUUUAGUUGUUUCAGUGACACACGCACACCCCUAUCUCUCAUAAACACACACAUUGUGGGUCCGUGCAAGGGCAGAGUGGUUCAAUCAAAAAGUCCACUUGUAGCCUCUCCAACUUGUGCUUUUGCUGUUGAACUAUGUAAUCUGGUUGCUUCCCUUUCAGAGGCCCUGAUGAAUUAUACCGGGGGGACCCUAACCGUUGGAGGACCCACUGGCACGGCAAACAUCUUUGCCACCUACCCGUCUCCGUACAUGUCGACUUUGGGCGGAUUUAUAAAUGAGGUUGGUGCACCAGGAUUGACUUUAUUUAGCUAGUUCAUUAAAGUUAUAUACUUCUUGUUAUAUACUUAAAAAACCAACCCCAAAGUGGUUUGCUAAAAGAAUUAAACAGUAGGAUUAAUAGGGAAAGCAGUUAAAACACAACUAUUUCAUAGGGCGUCAUUCUAUGGCUUCUAGAUCAUAGACAUGGACAGCUUUGACCAUUGUCCUCAUACGGGACUCCUCCUUAAGAGACAAAUGUACCCAAUCAGUCUUCAGAAUGCAGGGGGUUAAGACAGGGUCGGCCCAGCCAUGAGGCUAGGUGAGGUGAUCGCCUCAGUCAGCAGGAUCCACUGGGGCAGCGGAUCCUGAUGUCAAUCUUUCUUCCUGCCUUUUUCCUUCACCGCUUCUUCCCUGGCAGGGAAGGGGGAUGCCAUUUUGUUGUCUGUCUCAGGUGGGUUAAGAAGUAAGCAAGCAAGGGAAAGGGGUUGUAAUAACUGUUCCCCACUGGUCCCCACACCGGACUUUCCCCCACCUUGUUUUGGAGAGGCCUCUUCUGCCUCUGGGCUGCCAUCUUUUAUUCCAUCCUUCCUUCCUUCCCUCCUGGCCUCAUCCCCGCAGUUCAUCACUACAGCUGUGCUAUUGAUUGGAAUCCUCGCCAUCAACGACCUGAAGAAUGCGGGUGCUCUUCCAGGCACCCAUGCCUUGAGUGUUGGGCUGCUGGUUGCGGUCAUCGGCAUGUCCUUGGGGAUGAACACUGGCUAUGCCAUUAACCCUUCCAGAGACUUGCCACCAAGGAUCUUCACAGCCGUUGCUGGAUGGGGGCUGGAGGUCUUCAAGUGAGUUCCUUUUCUCUACCACAGAAUCAUAGGAGUGGGAAGCGACCCUGAGCGUCAUCUAAUCCACCCCCCUGCAAUGUAGGAAUCUCAACUAAAACAUCCAGGACAGGUGGCCAGCCAACCUCUGCUUGAAAACCUCCAAGGAAGGAGAGUCCACCAGCUUCUGAGGGAGUUUGUUCUACUGCUGAACAGCUCUUACUGUCAGAAAGUUCUUCCUAAGUUUUCAUUGGAAUCGCCUUCCUUGUAACUUAAAGUCACUGGUUCAUGUCUUACGCUCCAGAGCAGGAGAAACCAAGAUAGGUCCAUCUUCCCUGUGACAGCCCUUUAGAUAUUUGAAGAUGGCUAUCAUAUCUCCUCCCAGUCUCCUUUCCCAGGUUAAACGUACCCAGUUCCUUCAACUAUUCCUCACAAGGCUUGGUUUCCAGACCCUUGAUGAUCUUCCGCACACAUUCCAGCUUGUCAAUAUCCACCUUAAAUUGUGGUGCCCAGAACUGGACAAAGUACUCCAGGUGUGGUCUGACCAAGGCAGAAUAGAGUGGUACUAUUCCUGUGAUCGGGACACUAUACUUCUGUUGAUGCAGCCUAGAAUAGCAUUAGCCUUCUUUGCUGCUGCAUCACCAUUGACUCAUGUUAAGCUUGUGGUCUACUAAGACCCCUAGAUCUUGUUCACAUGUGCUACUCACAAGGCAGGUGUCUCCUAGGUGAAUAUUGCAGAUCCCCACCUUUUCUGCCCCCCUUAUUUGCAUGGAUUGAUUAAAUUUAAUUACUGAACCUUUUUUUCUUAUUAUUCCUAGUUUGCUCUGCCCAUCAGGUGCAGGGUGGGCAACAACCACUUAUUUAAAUAUAGAUCAAUUGAAACAAAUUGGUUGAUGGCUCUUGUGGAUGCGAAGGUAGGUCUGAACUUCCUCGCCCAAUUUUAGGUGAAAUUUGAGAAGUUAGAUCGUGCAUUGAGCUAUCACAUUUGUUAAGGACUGGAGUAAGAGUACAGAAAGUGCUUUUGAUGUGCACCCUACCUCCUCUCUAAGGAAUUCAAGGUGGUGUACCUAGGAUUUCCCCCUUUUAAAAGUACAUAAUGAGAGUAUUAAAAAGUUGCGGGUGGAAACAGGUCUCCUGAACUUGAUGCAAUGCUUGGAAGCAGGAUGGGCCAAUAAAUUGAAUCUGAAUCCUGUUUUGUGUAAUUGGGGAUGCAGAGUGGGAGACUGCCAGAUCUGGAUCCUCCCCCCCCCCCCAAAGGAGCAGCUUGGGGGUACAGCUGGAUUCAACACCGUCAGCGGAGGCUCAGGUGGUCUUGAUGGCAAGGAGCACUCUCCCGUUCCCCUAGCUCAGCUGGAACCCCUUUGGGACAAAUAUGCCUUGGCCAUUGUGCUCCAUGCUCUGGUAACUUCCAGACUGGAUUGCUGUGACACGCUUCACUUGGGGCUGCCCUUGGAGACAGCUCAGCCACGUAUGAUGGGAGUUGCACUCCAACAAUCUCUAGAGGGGCCACUCUUGCGUUAAAGGAAGGCUGAUUUGUGAUGGACGUAAUUGAGGUCCAGUACAGGCAAGUGAUGGUCCAGUUCAAGGAUGGGGAAGAUACAGGCAGAAACCAUUUUGUGUGGGUCCGAUAGAUGCAUGAUCACGCACGCGUGCGCACACACACACACACACACACACACACACUGCUCCCGACUUGGAAGUGGCCCCAAAUUGGGGCCGGACGGUCUUAUGAGUGCUCCACUGACACCCAUGGGGGUCAGGAAGGGAACCUCUGCUCAAAAUGGUUGUCACUUGUAGUCACCAUCCAGCAACAAGAGGGACACAGCUUGCCCAUCCCUGGACCAGAUUCUUUUCAAUACUGCCACCAGGUCUACAAAGAACCAUGUGGUCUCCAGUGGUGCUGUCAAAGAAGCAGCUGAGCUCAAUUUCUGCUCUUGGCUUCUCGUUGUUGUUGUUUAGUUGUGUCCGAUUCUUCGUGACUCCAUAGACCAGAGCACGCCAGGCACCCCUUUCUUCCACUGCCUCCCACAGCUUGGUCAAACUCCUGCUGGUAGCUUCGAGAACACUGUCCCACAAUCUUGUCCUCUGUCGUCCCCUUCUCCUUGUGCCCUCCAUCUUUCCCAGCAUCAGGGUCUUUUCCAGGGAGUCUUCUCUUCUUAUGAGGUGGCCAAAGUAUUGGAGCCUCAGCUUCACGAUCUGUCCUUCCAGUGAGCACUCAGGGCUGAUUUCCUUCAGAAUGGAUAGGUUUGAUCUUCUUGCAGGCCAUGGGACUCUCAAGAGUCUCCUCCAGCAUGGCUUCUGCUAGAACCGAAUAAAACCAGCUUUUCUCUCUUCCCCACCCCCCCAGCGCAUCAAAUAAUUGGUGGUGGGUCCCAGUGGUCGCACCGAUGUUGGGAAGCCUCCUUGGAAUUUUCAUCUACAACAUCUUCGUUGACUUUCACAAUCGCCCUCGGCUGGAUGGGAGCAGGAAGCCAGACUGCGAGGGCGACGAGAGUGUUGAGCAGCGAUUGUGAAAUCUGGACUCCCGUCAACCGGAAGCUGAAUUUGGGACUUGGGACAGAUCCAUAGCAGAAAGCUAUCUGCUGUGGCCACAGUGCCCAAGAGCGUGCAAGCAGAUAUCAAUCUAUGUUCUUAGCUAAUAAACAGAGGGCACUUUUUUAGGGGGAAUAUAAGGGGAGGCUGGAAGGUGUAGGU